Maylandia zebra (zebra mbuna) is the source of this 797-nucleotide messenger RNA. It is a transcript of the gene cyb5d2, whose product is annotated as cytochrome b5 domain containing 2. The record is from RefSeq and is a predicted model, not a curated record. Gene Ontology annotation, cellular component: membrane; endomembrane system. Lineage: Eukaryota; Metazoa; Chordata; Actinopteri; Cichliformes; Cichlidae.
AAUAAAGCAGCAUGCUCAGCUAUGUGGUGGUCGCGCUUUUAUCCGUGUCGCUGGCAGUGCUGUUCAUCCCUCCUGAUUGGUCAGCUAUGUUUGGCACUGAGUCAUCAAAGGGGUCACCGGUCAGACUCCUAAGCAGGAGUGAGUUAGCGCUGCACGGUGGGCAGCGGGGCAGCAAGGGGCUAUACCUGGCCAUACUGGGCCAUGUUUUUGAUGUACACAAGGGAGAAAAGCACUAUGGACCCGGUGGCGCUUAUCACUUUAUGGCAGGCAAAGACGCCUCCCUGGCCUUCAUCACCGGAGACUUCACAGAGAGUGGGCUGACAGAUGACGUAUCGAGUCUGUCCCCCCUAGAGGUGGUUGCACUGUACGACUGGCUGGCCUUCUACCAGAGGGACUACCAAAAUGUGGGUGUAUUAAUCGGUCGGUUCUAUAACGAGGCUGGAGAGCCCACAGAGGCCCUGUUGAGAGUAGAAGCAUCACUAGCAGAGGGUAAGAAGCUCAAGGCUCAGUCUGAGGCUGAGAGGAUUCGCUUUCCGUCUUGUAACUCAGAAUGGACUGCUGCCAGUGGAGGAAGAUUCUGGUGCUCCACUAAGAGCGGUGGAGUGGCGAGACACUGGGCAGGCGUGCCACGGCAGCUCUUCUCUCCCGGCUCCAGUGGUGUUCGUUGUGUCUGUGUUGAAGACCCGAUCGCGGCAGAGGAAGACCCCAACCUGCAGAAAUACGACGGCUGCCCUGCACAUGCCGAGUCAUGCUCUGUGGGAGCGCACUAGACCGGUCAGCCCCGAGAAUGGGCCCAC